Messenger RNA from Pistacia vera, 1393 nucleotides. RefSeq lists its product as uncharacterized. Gene Ontology annotation, molecular function: RNA binding. The coding region runs from base 11 to 1264 and encodes 417 amino acids. Lineage: Eukaryota; Viridiplantae; Streptophyta; Magnoliopsida; Sapindales; Anacardiaceae. The record is from RefSeq and is a predicted model, not a curated record. The transcript is spliced from 4 exons.
UUUAGCUGCAAUGGCGAAAGCAUUAUUUCGCAACUUCCGAAGAGUUUCUUCCCUCCUCAAACCCUUGUCAUCGGACCCUUUCUCCCUCAGGUCGGUUUUUCCAGCUAAAGAAUCAAUUUUGUGUUCAAAUGCUCACUUAACUUCACUAAAACGGACAAACCCUUCAUGGGUAAUGAGAAAUUUCAGUCAUGGAACUGUGAGUCUUGUGAUUUCAGAAGGAAAACCUAAGUUUGAAACUCAUGAAAUAGACCCUCCUAAGAAGGAGAAGUGGAUGACUAAAAAGAGGUUGAAGUUGAAGAGAAAGAGAGAGAAAGAGAAGCGAAAAGCGGCCAAUAAGAAGGACCCACGUCGGCUUACUGUUAAAGGGAAGAAGAAGAAGCAGAAGUUUGCAAAUGCUGAGGAGAGAAUCAUGUACAAGCUUGAGAAGGCAAAAAUCAAGGAAGCCUUACUGAUUGAAAGACUUAAGCGAUAUGAGGUUUCAAAGCUUCAAGGUCCUGUGGUUAAACCACAUGAAUUGACUGGCGAGGAACGCUUCUAUUUCAAGAAGAUGGCACAGAAAAGAUCUAACUACGUGCCAGUUGGCAGAAGAGGAAUAUUUGGUGGAGUUAUUCUUAAUAUGCAUAUGCAUUGGAAGAAACAUGAAACUGUUAAGGUCAUUUUCAAGCCUUGUAAACCUGGCCAAGUACAUGAGUAUGCCCAGGAAAUUGCCAGAUUGAGUGGUGGAAUCCCAAUUCACGUCAUUGGAGAUGAUACCAUAAUAUUUUAUCGAGGGAAGAACUAUGUGCAGCCAGAAAUCAUGUCACCAAUAGACACGUUGUCCAAAAAAAGGGCACUAGAAAAAUCAAAAUAUGAGCAAUCACUGGAAUCUGUUAGGCGCUUUAUUGCCAUUGCAGAGAAGGAAUUGGAGCUAUAUUACAGACAUAUGGCACUAUACGGUGACCCGAAUGAUCGGAAUCCCAUUUCAAUCUUGGACGGUCCUACAAAAGUCGCCCGGGAAUCACAAAAACAUGAAAUGCUGAAAAGGAAAGGGCAUGGUUCCACCACUUAUAAUGUCUUUUCUCCAGGUAUUUCAGAACUAUCAAAAUUUGAAGAUGAAGACUUAUCGAUAAGUGAAUCAGAUUCCGAAGAUGAUUUAUUGUCUGAUUCUGAGUACUAUGGGAAAAGCCAAGUAAGCUUUUCUGGAACUCAAGAGAGCUCAUCAUCAACAAUGUUUGAAACUGUGUAUGACUCUAAGAAUCAAAACUUUUCUAGAACAAAAUAUUGAUGUGAAUAUUUAAUAUAAUAUCGAGUUGAGUGCUAGAUCCUGAUAAUUAAUCUUGAUAAACACCUCUUUAUUAGUUUUGCACCCUCAUUAAUAUAGAUUUUAUCAUGUUUAUUUUCUGAAAAAUGAGGA